Nicotiana tabacum (common tobacco) is the source of this 1659-nucleotide messenger RNA. Lineage: Eukaryota; Viridiplantae; Streptophyta; Magnoliopsida; Solanales; Solanaceae. The record is from RefSeq and is a predicted model, not a curated record.
AUGACAUGGGCUCCCUCAUUCAGAAUUUUGGCCGCUGAACUCAAGAAGUUAACUAGCCGGGUCCAAGGUGUCGAAGGUAGCAAAGGUGUUGAAGGGUUAAACUAUGAAGAUCUUUGUGUUCAGCCAAAUGUUGAGCUUCCGAAAGGGUACAAACCUCCCAAGUUCGAGACGUUCGAUGAUACAGGUGAUCCUAGGGUCCAUCUGAGAAUGUAUUAUGAUAAGCUGGUAGGAGUUGGAAGGGACGAGAAAAUCUGCAUGAAGUUGUUCAUGAGGAGUCUAAAAGGCGAUGCCUUAUCAUGGUACAUCAGCCAAGAUGCAAAGAAAUGGACAAGUUGGGUGAACAUGGCGUCUGACUUUAUAAACCGAUUUAGGUUCAACACUGAGAACGCACCAGCUGUGUUCUAUAUCCAGAAUCUAAAGAAGAAACCCAUAGAGACCUUUCACGAGUAUGCUAUUCGUUGGAGGUCAGAAGCUGCUAAGGUCAGGCCAGCCUUGGAGGAAGAGCAGAUGAACAGGUUCUUUGUCCGAGCUAAGGAUCCGCAAUGCUAUGAAAGGCUGAUGCUAAUAAAGGGUCAAAAGGUCUCUGACAUCAUCAAGUUGGGAGAAAGGAUCGAAGAAGGCAUAAAAAAUGGUAUGGUCACUAACCUUGAGGUAUUGCAAGCUACCAAUAAGGCUUUACAGUCUAGUGGUUCGUCAAAGAAAAAGGACGUAAAUUCCGUAAUGGCUGCGCAAAGGAACAAUUCCCCUAUGAUACCAAAAUUCGAUCGAAGACCUCCCAGACAGUAUACCGCCAUAGCCGAGCCAAUUGACCAAUUAUAUGAAAAACUCAAAGCAGCCGGUUACGUCUCACCUAUCCCAGCCAUAACUCCAGAAAAUCCUUCCCAAUGGAUCAAUCCCAGCAAAACCUGCGCAUACCAUUCCGGAAUGAAAGGUUAUACCAUCGGCGAGUGUCGCUCGUUGAAAGACAAGAUUCAGAUUCUGAUCGAUAACAAGGUCAUUGUAGCAAAGGAGCCCGCUCCCAAUGUCCACAACAACCCUCUGCCUGACCACAAGGGUGGGGGCAUCCAUAUGAUCGAGAUUGAGGAUGAUUGGGACCCCAAGGGGUCAAUCGGGUUGAUAGCUGAAGGAGAUGAACCUAAAAAAUCGGCGGUUACCCUCAAUCCCAUUGUUGUUCAAAUCCAGCCCUCUGAGGGCGAUGUGGUAAAUGUGUCUGCACCACUCGAGUUCGAAGUGCCUCCUGCAAAGGCGCCAAAACCAAUCGAAGUUGAGUUUGGCAUCCCAAAAGCACCUGCACCAUUUGAAGUUACUGUGUUACCUUCCAGGAUGCCCAUUCCGGUUUCCAUGACAUAUGUGACCCCGUUCAAGUUGGAUGCCAUACCUUGGGACUACACAGCUGAGGCUAGAAGGAAAGGGAAAACACUUACUGUAGAAGCAAUCGCCACGCAGGGCAUGACCAGGACAGGCAGGGUAUACACUCUAGAACAUUUAGCUGAGUCCAGCAAGCAAGCCUUUGGACGAGCUGUUGAAACUGGACCCGAUGACCUUUGGAGAAAGAUACAAGCCAAAGAGUACUCAGUCGUUGAGCAAAUGAGCAAAACACCAGCACAGAUUCCAUCUUGGCUCUUCUGCAAAGCUCUAAGGCACAUAAAAACACCUUAA